UGAGAUAAAUAUAGGGUGAUUUUUUAAGAGCUUGAUAACUUUUUUAAAAAAAAAAAACGCAUAAAAUUUGCAAAAUCUCAUCGGUUCUUUAUUUGAAACGUUAGAUUGGUUCAUGACAUUUACUUUUUGAAGAUAAUUUCAUUUAAAUGUUGACCGCGGCAGCGUCUUAGGUGGUCCAUUCGGAAAGUCCAAUUUUGGGCAACUUUUUCGAGCAUUUCGGCCGGAAUAGCCCGAAUUUCUUCGGAAAUGUUGUCUUCCAAAGCUGGAAUAGUUGCUGGCUUAUUUCUGUAGACUUUAGACUUGACGUAGCCCCACAAAAAAUAGUCUAAAGGCGUUAAAUCGCAUGAUCUUGGUGGCCAACUUACGGGUCCAUUUCUUGAGAUGAAUUGUUGUCCGAAGUUUUCCCUCAAAAUGGCCAUAGAAUCGCGAGCUGUGUGGCAUGUAGCGCCAUCUUGUUGAAACCACAUGUCAACCAAGUUCAGUUCUUCCAUUUUUGGCAACAAAAAGUUUGUUAGCAUCGAACGAUAGCGAUCGCCAUUCACCGUAACGUUGCGUCCAACAGCAUCUUUGAAAAAAUACGGUCCAAUGAUUCCACCAGCGUACAAACCACACCAAACAGUGCAUUUUUCGGGAUGCAUGGGCAGUUCUUGAACGGCUUCUGGUUGCUCUUCACCCCAAAUGCGGCAAUUUUGCUUAUUUACGUAGCCAUUCAACCAGAAAUGAGCCUCAUCGCUGUAGACCAUAAAUCGGACGUAAAGCGCGAUUUCGAACCGAACACUGAUUUUGGUAAUAAAAUUCAAUGAUUUGCAAGCGUUGCUCGUUAGUAAGUCUAUUCAUGAUGAAAUGUCAAAGCAUACUGAGCAUCUUUCUCUUUGACACCAUGUCUGAAAUCCCACGUGAUCUGUCAAAUACUAAUGCAUGAAAAUCCUAACCUCAAAAAAAUCACCCGUUACAAUACGUUCAGCAUGGUCUUUUGCAAAAUGUUUUUGAGCGCAAAUAUACCAUUGGAAAAAGCACGUCAUCCAGCUGUUAUAGAGUUCCUUGAAAUAUAUACUACCAAGACAGUGCCGAGUGUUACAAAUUUGCGCCUAAAGUAUGUUCCUGCGUUAUACGAAAAAAGUAUAGAAAAAAUGCGGGCCGCAGUUGGUGACAAAAACAUUUGGAUAUCCAUUGACGAAACAACUGACGUUGAGCAAAGAUUGAUUGCAAAUUUUGUUUUUGGAAUUUUCGAUGGCACCAAAGAAAGUGCGGAAAAGUCUUACCUUUUGAACGCUGGCGUUGUAGAAGCCGCUAAUGCCAAUACGAUGGCAGCAUUCCUGAAUGAUUCGUUGCAUAUUUUGUGGCCGGACGGUAUUCAGUACAACAGAGUAUUAUUUGCGGUUGCGUAUGCGGCGGCGUACAUGUUAGCAACUAUGAAGGCUAUGAAGACGUUGUACCCAAAGAUGUUGCAUUGCACAUGCUUCGCCCAUGGCGUGCAUAGAAUAGCGGAGUUCGUACGACUCGAAUUUACAGAUGUCAAUGCACUUAUUUCGAAUGUAAAAUCAAUCUACUGCAAGGCACCGCACAGUGGGUAAAAGGCGGAAAAAAUAUGUAAUUUUUAACUAUCUAAUUUUAACAAAAUUUCAUUCUAGUAGUGUUUCUAGACAAUGAAUACGGUUUAAUUUAUCACGUAUUUGCGAAUUGACAUUUCACUGACAUAACAACGUAUUUUUAAAGUCAAUUAAAAAUAGAACUCUUGAAAAUUGUGAAAAAUAUUGAGAAAAAUAUGAGAACAGACGUAUGGGGUUUCGACGUUUUAUGCAAUAAGAAGUGACUUUAAAGUCUAUCCUAAUAUAUAUUAUAAUAUAUUAUAAAAUAAUUAUUUUCAUUUCAUAGGCCAAUUUCAUGUCAAUUUUG
Molecule: messenger RNA, 1896 nt
Organism: Bactrocera dorsalis (oriental fruit fly)
Lineage: Eukaryota; Metazoa; Arthropoda; Insecta; Diptera; Tephritidae
Exons: 3
Coding region: 915-1574 (219 amino acids)
Source: RefSeq, a predicted model, not a curated record